Messenger RNA from Knipowitschia caucasica, 1023 nucleotides. Lineage: Eukaryota; Metazoa; Chordata; Actinopteri; Gobiiformes; Gobiidae. The record is from the annotation of a GenBank genome assembly.
AUGCAAGGGCUGAGGUGGGCUCUGUGCUCACUUCUCUGCCUCUCUGUCUGGGAUCAAAGUUACUGUCGGACCCCCAGGGAAGCCCACAGGAGCAGGGAGCCAUCCCUGCAGCGGAGGAAACGGUCUCCCAUUGAUCCUGAUGCAAAAAAAUGUUCUUAUACAUUCUUGGUUCCAGAGCAGAGGAUCACAGGGCCGAUCUGUGCCAGCACCACCGGCCCGGAGCCAGACAAGGACCGAGUGACUCGUAUGGACAUUGCAGAUGUGCGGGAAGUACUCAACAAACAGCGGCGUGAGAUUGAAACCCUGCAGCUGGUGGUGGAUGUGGACGGGAAUUUGGUGAAUGAGAUGAAACUGCUCAGAAAGGAGAGCAGGAACAUGAACUCCAGAGUGACCCAACUCUACAUGCAGCUGCUGCAUGAGAUCAUCCGCAAACGGGACAACUCUUUGGAACUGGCCCAGCUGGAAAACCGCGUCCUGAAUGUAACCUCAGAGAUGAUGCGGCUUGCCUCCCGCUACAGGGAGCUAGAGGCGCGCUACUCUAAUAUGGCCGCUGUAGUCAACAACCAGUCUGUACUCAUCACUGCACUGGAGGAGCAGUGCAUGAGGACUAUUGGGCGCAGUGAGCUGCCUGUUGUUCCACCGCUGGUCCAGGUGGUCCCCCAAAACAUACCCGUCAAUAAUCGCCUCAACAAUGAGAUACCAAGAGUUAACAGGGCCUUUACCCGGGGGUCCCGAAAGAACUCUCCGACGGCAACUCCUUUAGGAGACAAUCCUGCUCCAGAUGGCACUCUCACCUCUGAUGGUCCAUUCAAAGACUGCUACCAGGUGCGUCAGGCUGGAUACAGCACCAGUGGGAUGUACCUGCUGAAGACUGAGGGCAGUGAGCGGCUCAUACAGGCCUGGUGUGAGCACAACCUGGACAAUGGGGGUUGGACUGUGCUACAGCGCAGGAAAGAUGGCUCUGUGAAUUUCUUCAGGAACUGGGACAACUACAAGGCAUGUAACAGGCAUAAAACCAUUUAG